AUGAGACUUGCCCUGCUGUGUGGGCUGCUGGUGGCGGCUGGUCUGACUCCAGCCCAGGGAGGCCUCCUGAAUCUGAACAAGAUGGUCCGGCAAGUGACCAAGAAGAUUCCCCUCUUCAACUACUGGCCCUAUGGUUGUUACUGCGGACUUGGUGGCAGAGGCCAGCCCAAAGAUGCCACCGACUGGUGCUGCCAGAARCAUGAUUGUUGCUACAAACACCUGAGGACCUACCAAUGCAGACCCAAGAGGGACCAUUAUAAUUACACCUUUUCCCAGGGGGACGUCCAGUGCCCCCACAGGGGGAGCUGGUGCGAGCAGCAGCUGUGUGCCUGUGACAAGGAGGUGGCCUUCUGCCUGAAGAGCAACCUCGACUCCUACAACAAGCUCCUGCGAUUCUACUGGCGGCCCCGCUGCCGGGACCCCACUCCUUCAUGCUAG
Molecule: messenger RNA, 438 nt
Organism: Urocitellus parryii (Arctic ground squirrel)
Lineage: Eukaryota; Metazoa; Chordata; Mammalia; Rodentia; Sciuridae
Gene: Pla2g2d
Product: phospholipase A2 group IID
Biological process (GO): lipid catabolic process; phospholipid metabolic process; negative regulation of T cell proliferation
Molecular function (GO): calcium ion binding; phospholipid binding
Source: RefSeq, a predicted model, not a curated record